Messenger RNA from Dicrocoelium dendriticum, 2431 nucleotides. The record is from the annotation of a GenBank genome assembly. Lineage: Eukaryota; Metazoa; Platyhelminthes; Trematoda; Plagiorchiida; Dicrocoeliidae.
AUGAGAGCUCCGGUUCAUGAAGCUAAAUGCACCAGCUUUGCACACGCGGAGUCCAUGAAAAUACAGUCCUCAGAUUCGAGUUUCAUGAAUCCAGCAUAUUCCGCCGACAAUCUGACGAUGAACGAUAACCAACCCACCGCUGAUGCGCAUGAACAUGGAGAUUUAUUUCGACUGGACCCGGAUAUUCAGGCUUUACGUGUUGAAAACUACUCAGUCCAAGACGUCUGUAAACUAAUUGCAAGUAUUCCCACGAUUCCGCUGAAUCGAGUACGACAUUAUCAAGUGAAUGUUUUGAAACAUCAAAUUGACGGGAAAUGCCUGCUUACAAAUGAAAUAGAAACUAUACAGCGGAGCUUAAAAAUGGACCCCGAUGAUUGGCAACCAUUUCUACAUCUGCUGACCUACUUCAGGGAUGUUCGUGAUGUCUGUCCGCAUGGGUUGAUAGGGUCUCAGAAGCGUGAGACAAGUGGGAUCGAACCCAGCUCUGCUGUCGUGUCUAUGGUUUUGCGUAAUAAACAAAUGGAGGGAAGCAGAACACGAAUUGGCAGUUCAAGUGCAUCCAGUACCUACCCAAUCAUCCCACACGUAUCGGCCGGUACAGUUGAUAGUGGGAAGAGUACGGCAAUGGUACGUCAGACACCUUGGUUGCUCUCUCCCGUGGUUGCAACCGGUCCCAACAACAAUGACGUUAACACUGAGAGAUCGACCGAUUCCAUCUCUCCUCUUGCAGACUCUUUAUGCACUACCGAAAAUCAAACCUCACUGAGUGGAAUGGAGGAACCGGAGUCGCUAUGGAAGCCAACAACAACUGCUGCGCUCUGUAGUGAGAUGUCUUUAACCAAUUCUUUCCAUACUAAAAUAAAUAGCCGUAGAGAGUGUAAGCUGUACAGAUCAGAAGACGCUGAGAUAUUUGCCAACGCUGACGCAGUAAAAGAACAGUAUGAGGAAAGCACCCGUUUGCCGACUAUAUUUCAAGCUGGAAAGGGAGACUUCUUGAAAAUGAGGAGCUACUGUCCGACGAGGAACGGGAAACGAACAGCCAGAAAACGGUACCCGAAGAAUGGACACACGUGCAGUCACUCAACAGUAGAUCUCAGAAUGAUCUUAAACCAUAAUAGGAAACCUUGGUCACAUGCCACUGAUUCGACUGGGAUUCGGAACUAUUCAGAAAAAGGAAACCGUCCAAAUAAGGAGUCUUACCGCAGAGCGUCGCGCAACAGACAUGUUGUUGGUCUGGAAGACGAGCUACUGAACUUCCAGCACACCCCUCCUUGGAAAGGACUAGGGGCACCAGUUGCAUACCAGUUCAAGAGAUCACCUUGUUCAGCUAACUCCAGACUGAGAGAUCAUCAUCCAAUAAAGAGCGGUAUAACAUCUGCUGUCGUUGAUGAUGAUUCUACAGACUUAAGGCGGAUGAGAAAAAGGCUCUGCCGAAGAAAAGAGCUGACAAGUAGUGAUCAGAAGCAAACUAAUCUCAAAGAAAGUUUUCCUUUCCCACCGCUUCUCGACGCAGAAUACGAUUACUUUCUUCCUAGUAACGUACACAAAAUGACUUACGGUGAACACCAAGUAUCAAAGGACAAGUCUGAACCUCAAAUUGAUCUCCCGCAAUCCAUCGCGCACAGACAGUUGACAAGUCUUCGGCCGCAUUUGACAUAUGUGACUAGGUCCGAAUUAGGUCACUCUUUAAACUGUCUUUAUGCUUCGUCUGGUCCUAAUCAAACGACCGUCGAGGCAUCGCCAGAAGCACUCAUGGCUGCUAGUAAAACGCAAACCCCACCAAAGAUUCCACGACGGAAUUUAAUUGAACCUGGAGUUAGGACAACGUGUUCCAAUGGCUGGAUCUAUUCGUCAGAGUGGAGUGGAUCACGUUUUCAUCCUCUUAACUCUACGACAUCUGCCAAUUUAGAACAAGAGUUCAGCACUAGAGUAGCAUCCAAAUCUUACAUUCCAGAACUCUGCACCUGCAACUACUGGUAUGAUAUUGAGCAGGUUAUGGACAAAACAACAAUCAGUGAACCCACUCUGCGAGGUUAUUCCGGUGAAAGCAGCACUGACUCACGACAUGAUUCGAACUUGUAUACCACACUUCACUCAUCAGCAGACAUGACCGAAAGUUUUUCCGAAGAGGAGCAUUUCUACAUUGAUAAUGAACGAUCAAGUAGCCGACACUCACGUAGGUCACAAGACAGAGCAGGUGACUUAAAACGAGACUGAUAAUAAUCUUGUCCUUCAAAUAAUUUGUACAAAUGUACACUAAUCCAAAACCUUUGAUUCAUAUGCCGUUUAGGGUAGGUGAGCUAGAGUUUAAUCACAUGGUGUAUUAACAUGCUGUAGCCAGUAUGAAGGUUAUGUAUUGUACACUUAUGGUGUAUGUAGUCGGGCGUGUCAAUUUUGCUUACUUAACGGCCCAGUAACUCUCUAACACCCG